AUGGCCCCGUAUCGAAGAAAUGACGAGCGUCAAAGGAACGACGAAGAGCGUCCGCUGCUGACUACCGAAGGAGAGCGCAAUAGUUACGCGGACCAUGAAGAGCCACAAGAGAUCACUUUCUCUGACGAGGCCGACGACAAUCCAAAGAAAUGGAGCAGCAGGAAGCGAAUGGUCAACGUGUUUAUCAUCGGCUUGAUGGCAAUCCUCACACCAUUAGCGAGCUCAAUGUUCACGCCUGGUAUAACUCAAAUCGCCGACGACCUCAAAGCUCCAGAGACGAGUAUCAUUGCCACCACGACCGGCUUUGUCAUUUUGAUGGGCAUUGGACCGCUGAUAUUGGCACCGUUGUCCGAGACCUUUGGAAGAAGGCUGGUCUAUAUCGUUUCAUUCAGUAUCUUUUCAGUAUUGCAGAUACCGUCCGCUCUAGCUCCAAAUGCUGCGACUCUGGUCGCUGUUCGCACAAUCUCUGGCUUCUUCGGCUCUGUCGGCCUUGCAAAUGGCGGCGGUACUAUUAAUGAUAUGUACGAACCUUAUGAGCGAGCCACCAUAUUCGGCUGGUAUUUGUUAGGACCACUACUAGGUCCAAGUUUAGGCCCUCUCUUCGGUGGUCUCAUAGUCUCCCGCCUCGGCUGGCGCUGGAUCUACUGGGUCCUCCUCAUAGUCUGCACCUUCAACACUACGAUCGGCUACUUCUUCUUGCGCGAGACCUACGCUCCCGUCAUCCUCGCCCAGAAACGCGCCCGCCUCAUCUCCAAAAACCCCGACAGCAAAUACACCUUCGCCGGCCAAGACGACCGCCCCAUCACCGCUAAACUCCGCCAGAGCAUCAAACGCCCCAUAGUCAUCUUCAUCCAGCCCAUCGUUCUCUGCAUGUCCCUCUGGCAAGCCCUCAUCUUCGGCACCACCUACAGCAUCUUCACCAACCUCCAAGCAAUCUUCAGCAAAGCACCCUACAACUUCAAUAGCGAGCAGAUCGGCCUCUUAUACCUCGCCCCAGGCCUCGGCUUCAUCCUCAGUGUUCGCCUCAUCAUCCCCCGCAUCGACACGGUCUACAACCAGCUCACCGAGAAAAACAACGGAAAAGCGAAACCGGAAUUCCGCCUUCCACUAGCCAACAUCGGUAGUGUCCUCGUCCCCAUCGCCCUCUUCUGGUUCGCAUGGACAGUCGAGUACCGUCUCCACUGGGCCAUCUGCAUCUCCGCAACAUUUGUCUACGGUAUCGGCCAGGUAGUCAUGUUCAACACGAUACAGAACUACUACAUCGACAGCUUUAGCGAGUAUGCCGCCAGCGCAAUCGCAGGAGGUAGUGUGUUUAGGAGUUUUGUGGGUGGUGUGGUGCCGCUGUUUGCGCCGGCCAUGUUUGAUAAGUUGGGGUAUGGGUGGGGGAUUUCGGUGUUUGCUUUUCUUUCUGUGGCUAUUGGGCCGGCGCCGUUGUUCUUUUAUUAUUAUGGUCCGAGGAUUAGGGAGAGGUUUCCUUUGACUUUGGACUGA
Lithohypha guttulata is the source of this 1491-nucleotide messenger RNA. RefSeq lists its product as uncharacterized. Gene Ontology annotation, biological process: transmembrane transport. The record is from RefSeq and is a predicted model, not a curated record. The transcript is spliced from 2 exons. Bases 1 to 1491 code for a protein of 496 amino acids. Gene Ontology annotation, molecular function: transmembrane transporter activity. NCBI's taxonomy places the organism in Eukaryota, Fungi, Ascomycota, Eurotiomycetes, Chaetothyriales, Trichomeriaceae.